GCUCAUUAGGGUGCAGAGAACAACAAAUAGGGUGAAAAUCGUCGGGAUGGAUGCAGCCACAUUGACGUACGACACACUUCGAUUUGGAGAGUUUGAAGAUUUUCCUGAGACCUCGGAGCCUGUGUGGAUCUUAGGGAAAGAAUAUAAUGCACUUACAGAGAAAGACGAGAUUCUAUCAGAUGUCACUUCACGACUGUGGUUCACGUACAGAAAAAACUUCCCGCCGAUCGGGGGCACCGGGCCUACGUCAGACACAGGAUGGGGAUGCAUGUUACGGUGCGGCCAGAUGAUCCUGGGAGAGGCCUUGGUGUGUAGACACCUGGGUAGAGACUGGAGAUGGGCCAAAGGUCAGAAACAAAGAGAAGAGUACAUCAGUAUUCUCAAUGCCUUCAUUGACAAAAAAGACAGCUACUAUUCCAUCCAUCAGAUUGCUCAAAUGGGAGUCGGAGAGGGAAAGCCCAUUGGACAGUGGUACGGACCAAACACAGUCGCCCAAGUUCUAAA
Messenger RNA from Nematolebias whitei (Rio pearlfish), 504 nucleotides. RefSeq names its product autophagy related 4B, cysteine peptidase (gene atg4b). Gene Ontology annotation, molecular function: protein-phosphatidylethanolamide deconjugating activity. The record is from RefSeq and is a predicted model, not a curated record. NCBI's taxonomy places the organism in Eukaryota, Metazoa, Chordata, Actinopteri, Cyprinodontiformes, Rivulidae.